CAGUUUUUUUGCAGAAGCCAGCUCCAAAAAGACCCUACUUAACUGGCUCUGCAAGGUAGCUUUUCUGGCUGCCCUUAAAAACAUUCCAGACUCUCAGAACAACUUACUUAGUUCUGUUUCAACUGUUUAAAAAGUGUUUGAUGUCUAGGUUUUUUACUUUUUUCCUAAGGUUUCCUAUGCGCGACCAAGCUCAGCUUCUAUCAGAGAUGCAAAUUUGUAUGUUAGUGGACUUCCAAAAACCAUGACCCAGAAGGAACUGGAACAGCUCUUUUCCCAUUAUGGACGCAUUAUUACUUCUCGUAUUCUGGUUGAUCAAGUCUCAGGAGCAUCAAGGGGUGUAGGGUUUAUCCGGUUCGACAAGCGAAUUGAAGCAGAAGAAGCUAUCAAGGGCUUGAAUGGCCAGAAGCCUCCAGGUGCCACAGAGCCCAUCACUGUAAAGUUUGCUAACAAUCCAAGCCAAAAAACCAGUCAGGCUAUCCUUUCCCAGCUGUACCAUUCUUCAAAUAGAAGGUAUCCAGCACCUCUGGCUCAGCAGGCUCAACGUUUUAGGUUGGACAAUCUGCUCAAUAUGGCUUAUGGAGUAAAGAGGUUUCCUCCAGUGACCAUUGAUGGAAUGACCAGUUUGGCUGGAAUUAAUAUCCCUGGACAUGCAGGAACUGGAUGGUGCAUUUUUGUAUACAACUUGGCCCCUGAUGCUGAUGAGAGUAUCCUCUGGCAAAUGUUUGGACCCUUUGGAGCCGUAACCAAUGUGAAAGUCAUCCGUGACUUUAACACCAACAAGUGCAAAGGUUUUGGAUUUGUGACUAUGACAAACUAUGAUGAGGCAGCUAUGGCAAUAGCUAGCCUGAAUGGAUAUCGCCUUGGGGACAGAGUAUUGCAGGUCUCCUUCAAAACAAACAAAACACACAAAGCCUAAAAAGUUAUUCUCAGUGCAUUAACACAUGAAAAACUAUACAACAAAGGCAGUUUACAAGAUGCUUUAUGAAUUCGUAAAUGCCUUUGUUGUAUGUCAGUGUGGAAAUGGGGAUAAAAUGACUACUUAGCAUCCUAAGAAUAUGUGAGAUUUUUUAUUGCUAAUAUUUGAAUUAAAACUUCUUAAAUAUCUUUUGUGUUUGAAUAUUGACAAGAGAUACAGGGUUUUUACCUGUCACAAUGCAUAUUCUAUUACCUUCUUUGAAGAAGGUGGACCUUCUGAAAUGUUUCAGUUAAGGAAAGAAGUUGUUUUUUGGUUUAUUGUUUUUUUUUUUACAUGACUGCCUUCAACCUAUGAGCAAAUAGUGAGGCUUUGUGAUUUAUUUUGUUACUUUUUUAUUUGCCUUGUGUUUAAUUUACAGUUUAGUGCAUUACUGUUUCGUUGUUUAGUAAAAGUAUUUGAAGUUUACUGUUUAUUUAUAAAGUUAUAAGCAGUAUUUAUUUUAUAAUGAUCAUUUGGGUUGGGGAGUGGGAACACAUUAUAAAAAGCUUAUUGUAAGAAUACUGGAGAACUUUUCGUAAAGCAGUACCUUGCCAAAGAGAUAAGAGCCUCUUUGAUGUGGGUUUAAAAAAGCAUCUAUUUUUAUAAAAAAAGGAAAAAAAAAAAUUUGGAGAAACUUUUUACUGGUCCUGGAACAAAUAUUUUGACUUGAAUACUUUGAAAAAUCUCUUCAUAUGACACCUAAUGAGCUUUCAAAACUUACCAGGAAAUUUGCAAUUGCUGGGGAAAAUUUAGAAAGAUUUAUGGUGUAGAGAUACUUUUGAGACCUUUGUCUUAAGACGUAGAGUCAAUGGGAUGCACUGUUGGUUUCAUUUUUGUAAUCAUCAGUGGAGUCUUGGAUCAUCCUGGUUAAGUGAUAGGUGGCUCACAUUAAUUUGUGAUUUUGAAACAAAUUAAAAUUUAAAUAAUAUAAGAGCAAGCAGGAAACUUAAAAUACUGAGAAAUGGGGAAAAAAAAAUCUGUUCUUCCUAAAGAAUUCCCUUCAGAUGGAGCUCAUGGUGUUUAGUGAUGUACUUGCUAUUGUUUGAAGAAUUGUUUUGUCUUAAGAAGAGACAUUGAGCAUGGUUUGCGCAGUAGCAAAUCAGCAGAAGUGGCCUAAGUUGGGUAUGUUUGGAGGUAUUUUGAAAGUUAUAUUCAAGGCUAGCACCUGAGCUUUGUGUAAUGUAAAUAAGACCUUGAGUUAUGAACCUUUCAGCUAAUUUUGAUUUUAGUUUAUUUUUCAAGUUACAUGCCAAGUGAUGCUCAAUUCUGAAUGUUUUUGUAUUGAGUUUUUUCUUUGUAAAUGGCAUUAACAUUGUUACUUGAGGUCUGCUUAUUCAUUUUUUGUUGUCCUGAGGACUUGAAUUUACAGUGCAUCAGAUCUGUUGCUAUUUUUGUCUGUAGAUAGUCUAGCUUCAGCUGUUUAUGGUGAUGCUACAUUUUUGUUUAUAAAUAUGUUUGUGAUUAAAAAUGAGUAUAGUCAUAGGUUUUGAAAUUUCCUUGCAUUUUUCAUACAAAACCCAUAACACCUGUAUACUACUGAAAUUUAACUUUGUAUGAUACUUAAAUCAUUAUUUGGGGAAAUAUAAAAAAUCUUUACCAUGUAUUGAAGAAAUUUAAGGAAAAAAUACAGAAUAUUUUCUAAUUAGCAUCUAGCUUAUAAUUAAAUUUUUAAAACUGAGGGUUUGAUGCCUUCACCAGGAUGCACUGACAAUUCCAUAGUUACGUCCUGCUUUUUGUAUAAACUGAGAUGCUCAUAUGCUUCCCCUUAGAAAACGCAAUGUUCUAUGCAUAACAUAGUUGUACACUAUCUUUGCAGUUGCUUUUGGUUCUUAUUCUUUUAAACUGUAGCUAUGAAUUUUUCAGUAUAGUACAGUACAUAUACUGUGAAGUGCGUGCUAAAGUGAAUAAGCGAGUUUUCAUGCUGACCCACUCAAUGCUAUUCAAAACUCAAUUGGCUUCCUGAGCACUUCCUCAUUCUUAGGUGCAUUUAGAUUGUUAAAGCUAAUCCUGUGCAUUAAAAAUUGUAUAUACUGUAGAAAUCACAAACUUUCGAGUGUGGGGAAAACAGUAGCUACAUGCUUCUUUCCUAUACUACUGUAGCAACCAAUGGCAUUGAUGAGAAGGCGUGUAAAUUGGGCUUCACUUUACAGUGUUUAUCAGAGCACUUAGUAAAAUAUAAGGCUGGUAUUUAUUUGAAGUUGUAUAGUAUGACUUAAUUCACAUCUGUUGGAAUAGAAGAUAUAUUCUGUUGAGUAUUUAAGAGGUUGUACAUGUUUUCUUUUGUGUUUGGAUCCUUUGUACUUUUUCAUGUUCAGUACAUCAAUAAACAAAGUUGAAGGGAA
This is a messenger RNA of Neopsephotus bourkii (Bourke's parrot), 3297 nucleotides long. It is a transcript of the gene ELAVL2, whose product is annotated as ELAV like RNA binding protein 2. The transcript has 4 exons. The coding region runs from base 242 to 916 and encodes 224 amino acids. Gene Ontology annotation, cellular component: ribonucleoprotein complex. Gene Ontology annotation, molecular function: RNA binding. The record is from RefSeq and is a predicted model, not a curated record. NCBI's taxonomy places the organism in Eukaryota, Metazoa, Chordata, Aves, Psittaciformes, Psittacidae.